ACAAAGACAUUCGCAGUGACAACGCGCAAACGCACAAAAAUUAAAAAACGCAGUUGUAUGCCUUGUUAAAGAAAACGCGAUUUUAAGAGGAACGAACGCAUGAACUAAAUCAGUGUAUAAUAAUUAAGUACAUAAUAAUACAAUACCGCUAAACAACAACUCGUUUUCUUGUCGUAUUAAUUUACAAAAACAACACGUAUGUAUUUAAGAAUAUUUCAAAGUAAAUCGGAAAUCAAACAUACGAAGCAUUUUGAACAAAAUUUUGGCACAAGAUCUCAAGGAACAUCAGAACGUUGCGGUUGCGCAAACUGAAAGCAACUAUAUCGCGGAAUAAAAUUGUGUACAAAAAAUACCAAAAAAAGUGAAUUGAAAUUACGACACUAGUGUUGAAAAUAAGAUAAAUUUAUAUCUUAAGAAAAUAAUACAUCAACAAUGUUGGAUCUACCUCUUAUAUUGUGUGUGUUGGGCUGCCUCUUAAGAGCACCUCUUGUAUUUGGCCAUGGCCGAUUAAUGGAUCCACCUGCCCGUAAUGCAAUGUGGCGUUUUGGGUAUCCAAAUCCUGUCAAUUACAAUGAUAACGAAUUAUUCUGCGGAGGUUAUGCAGUGCAAUGGGAACAAAAUCAAGGUAAAUGUGGUGUUUGUGGUGAUGCUUUUCACCUAAGAACUCCACGUCCACAUGAAGCUGGAGGAGAAUAUGCAAAAGGGAUUAUAUCAAGAUAUUAUACAUCUGGUCAGGAAAUCGAUGUUGAAGUUGAGUUGACUGCAAAUCAUUAUGGUCGUUUUGAGAUGUACUUGUGCCCAAAUAAUAAUCCUCGUAAAGAAGCCAAUCAAGAGUGCUUUGAUCGUUAUCCCUUGUACAUAUCUGGAAGUAGAGAUCAUCGUUUUCUUAUACCUCGUGAUACUAAAAAGAAGGAUAUUUUCCGCUAUCGCGUACGUCUGCCACCCUACGUCACUUGCACACAAUGUGUUUUGCAGUGGACUUACUAUACCGCCAAUAUGUGGGGCACAUGUUCUAAUGGUACUGAAGCCGUCGGUUGUGGUAAAGCAGAAACGUUCCGUAACUGUGCGGAUAUAGCGAUCGUUUCAAAUACAGGAGGAGGCUUACCUCCUCUAUUUGUCAACAAUAGAAAUCCCUAUUUAUUGUACUAUAGAGAUUAUAGAGCUCCCGAAGAUAAAAAUGUUUUUCCAUUGAUUGUGAGAGAUCAAAAAUGUAUUGCCUCAAAUGCUUUCCGGAGUUUACCUGGUAUGGAUCAAUGGUGUGAAACGAAUUGUCUGCGUUAUCCACCAAAUUGUCCACAAACAGCAUGUCAUUGUCCAAACGAGUGUGUUGCCAUUGGUGAUCUGGAGGGAAAAGAAGGUGCUGACACAUAUUGUAUGGAUGCCUGCCUUAACUAUGGCUCUAAUUGUCCAAUUGACAAAUGUCGCUGUUUUUAAGUCAAUAAGAAAUACUGUAACUCUUAUUAAAUUUGAUUUUAACAAUAAUUACAGUAUCUAUAAAUACAUUAAGCUGUGCUUGGAACUCUGUGCCCGCUAAAAUUAAAUAAAUGAAUUAAAGAAAGUAAA
Lucilia sericata (common green bottle fly) is the source of this 1563-nucleotide messenger RNA. RefSeq lists its product as uncharacterized. The record is from RefSeq and is a predicted model, not a curated record. The coding region runs from base 433 to 1434 and encodes 333 amino acids. The transcript has 7 exons. Lineage: Eukaryota; Metazoa; Arthropoda; Insecta; Diptera; Calliphoridae.